Aspergillus tanneri is the source of this 618-nucleotide messenger RNA. RefSeq lists its product as uncharacterized. The transcript is spliced from 3 exons. Bases 1 to 618 code for a protein of 205 amino acids. Lineage: Eukaryota; Fungi; Ascomycota; Eurotiomycetes; Eurotiales; Aspergillaceae. The record is from RefSeq and is a predicted model, not a curated record.
AUGGACGACCAACCCUCCAGGAUAAGCAAUCUAAACCGUGCGUCAUGGAGGUCACAAUGUCGUAAUCGUCUUGCGCAGCACAUCUGGGAGAAGCUCGGACUGCGGCUGAAGCCCUCAGAGGUACGAUUAAAGUCGACUGAAGAGUUGCAAUACGCAUGGGAGAUAGAUGAUCCGGAGCUUGAACCCCUGUUCGAUAAGCAUUUAAGCAAACAUUCCGCCGGGGUAUACAUGCAAUUAUGCCGCGAGGUCGGUCAAUCCUUCCAUGCAGUCCGAUGCAAUAAUAUUGAUCAGCGCCCGCCGCCAGCUCCCCUAUCUGUCCAAUAUGAACAAGUCAUGGCUGAAAAGUUUCAGCUUAUUCAGAAAUUAGAGCAGGUAGAGAAGGACAAAGCAGCACUAGAAUUAGCGAAGGCCGAGGCCGAGGAUGAAAUCCAGGUUCAGAAGUCUAUUAUUCGAGAAGCACAGAUGACCAUACAUCUACAUCAACAAGAUAUCCAGCACUGGAUGACGGUGGCUGAAUACUAUCAAUCAAGCUGCAUGCAAUGCUCUGAGGCACUAGGGCAAUUGAUUGCUUUUGCGCAGGGCAUUAGCACUGAACUUCCAUCUCAACUCACACAAUAG